GAUUCUCAGCUCUCUAUAAAGGAGGUGAGGACCUGUUGCGCUCCAGUCGCCAGCUUCCAGUCCAGAAAGUGAUCUUAACGUCUUUUAACAAAGUCUGCUUUCAUUGCUGCGACGAUGGAUUUUAAAGAGUUUGGAGAUGAGUCCUCUGAGGGAGACACGGAGGAUCUGGACAGCGUGAAAGCACUGACAGAAAAGCUGAAGUUAGAGACACGCAGACCAUCCUAUCUGGAGUGGCAGGAGCGGUUGCAGAGUGGACCGUGGCAGGACAGAUAUCCAGCUGACAGUCCGGGAUCAGGAGGACAAGACGCCUCCAUGCCUGCAGUUUUGAGAAAUGAGAAUUCUGAGCUAGUGGUGCGAAACAUCUGUGGUUUUGACACCAUUGAUGAUGCUUUGGAGUUUCUGAGAAAAGAGCUGAGGGAGAUGCAGGUUCAGGACAACCGCCUAGCCCGUCAGCUGAUCCGUCUGCGUGUGGAGAUCCACCGGCUGAAAGUGGAGCAGGUGUGCGACCGCCAUAAGGCGAUGCUCGAUGAUGCAACAUACGAGCUGGAGGAAUGUGGCGAGGAGUCGGACCUUCUGUGUGACAUCCCCAUGAAGGCCGCCUUCGCCCUGUCCACCCCGCUGAAACACCUGGGCCUCACCAAGAUGAACAUCAACUCCAGACGUUUCUCACUGUGUUAAAACAUCAACCCUGAUUCUUUGUUACUGAGGAUGUUCCCAUGGCCUCUUCUCUGUCUGUGUAGGCAAAUGAGGAGGUGUUUUGUUGACAGACUGGCUGGCCAGCUACUGGUUCCAUGGGUGGAAAUGAAAAUGAUUCCCAUGGCGUGCAACACUUCUUGACAGGCAUGAGGAAGCCUCCGUGCACAGACCUGUAUGGGCACACACCCAAAAACACUGACGCACCUUUCUGCUGCAUGGAGCCUAAGCUGCUCUAACAAUGUGUGUUCUUUGCAUGGUGCAGGGUGAAUCAGAGUACAUAGAUGAAGAAUUAGAGCUAGACUGAAAUGUAAAGGUAGAUAUGAAGUGGGCGUUAUGUUCAGGAUCUUAUACUUUCAUUUUUAGUUCAUUUUGGUUCAUUUUGCCAAAGAAGUGCAAAACAGUUAGGGGGAGAGUAGUAAAUACUUGCUCAAAGAUUGUUAUAGAAAUAAGAAAAUGCUCACUUCAAGACAUAAAAUGUCAGGGGUCACAUUACUUUACAGGUAAAAAAGUUUUCCGCAUUUGACUGAAAUGAAAAUGUGUGAAGGCAGUGUGUCUAAUCCAGUCGAAAAGAAAAGUUCAGCAAAAUUUUAAAUCAAGCACGCCCUUUGAUAAAGUGACAUAUUAUGUAGGUAGAAGCCACCACCUCAAACAGCAUCCUCGCAGGAAGCGGGAAGUCACACUCCAGCAUUUUCACACUUCUUCUUCACAAACCAAAAAUAUCUCUAUGGCCUCACCGCUGCAGUGACACAACCCAGGGGGCUGUUCUUAAUGCAUUUUGUUUUCCAUUACAGUGUCCAGAUCCUGCUGAGCACCGACUCUAAGCUAUAUAUGGCUGGAAAGUGACCAAGUGUAUUCUGUUGCUCAGUAGGCAAUUCAGGGCGAAUUAAAUUGUUUAUUACGUAGCUGAUAAUUAUCAGCUUGUAAGUUUUUUGUUGAGUUAUAUUUUACUUUGGUUGUGUUAAAUGUAAAAAAAACACAUUUUUAUCAUUCUAUGCAGAUUUUUAAAUCAUGCUACUGUAAUAUGAAUAUAUCUUCUUAACAAAACUGUAAAAAGGUAUACAAGCAAAACGCCAUGAGAUGUAACUUGUCAUUGCACAAACAACUGAAUAUUAAA
This is a messenger RNA of Thunnus maccoyii (southern bluefin tuna), 1810 nucleotides long. RefSeq names its product family with sequence similarity 167 member B (gene fam167b). The coding region runs from base 115 to 678 and encodes 187 amino acids. NCBI's taxonomy places the organism in Eukaryota, Metazoa, Chordata, Actinopteri, Scombriformes, Scombridae. The record is from RefSeq and is a predicted model, not a curated record. The transcript is spliced from 2 exons.